Molecule: messenger RNA, 1243 nt
Organism: Cryptotermes secundus
Lineage: Eukaryota; Metazoa; Arthropoda; Insecta; Blattodea; Kalotermitidae
Gene: Ccs
Product: copper chaperone for superoxide dismutase
Exons: 7
Coding region: 330-1142 (270 amino acids)
Biological process (GO): removal of superoxide radicals
Molecular function (GO): copper ion binding
Source: RefSeq, a predicted model, not a curated record
AAGCUCACAUUUCACUGCACUGUACUGCGCAGCGCUCUAUAGCUCUAUAACGCUGAACAAGUCGCGGGAGAUUAUAAUGUGCAAUGUAACGUAGAGAAAAUUGCAGUGUCAUAUUGCACGAAUUGGGUUGGGUUAGUUACAUAAUUAGUUCCAGGCAUGGUUGUUAGGAUUUAUUGAGUGGGAGUAAUUAAGCACCUGAUUUUAAAUUGCCUGUAGUUCCGUGUUUUGUGUUGACCGGUAAUGAUGUGUUUGUAAACGUGUAUAUUUGUGACCUCGUAUUCAGCUAUCCAAAGAGGUUCAGUAGUGCAGUUUACAACCAACCCUCAACAAUGGUUCUUGCAAAGAUUGAGUUUACUGUCCAAAUGACAUGCCAGAAGUGUGUAAAUAAAAUUAGAGAGAGUUUAAGUAAUGUGAAAGGAAUUGAAAGUAUAGACAUUUCGCUGGAUAAUGAAACUGUCAUUGUAGAGACAUCUCUGCCAUCAUCAGAGGUGCAAGAGAAGAUAGAAUCUACUGGACGACGGGCUGUACUGAAGGGAUAUGGAGGAGGUGGUAACCUUGGUGCAGCAGUAGCUAUGCUGGGUGAUGCUUCAGGAUGUGGCUUUGGUAUCGUGAAAGGUGUUGUACGAUUCUUACAGACUGAUGAAAACACCUGUGUGGUGGAUGGUACACUGGAUGGACUUAGUCCUGGCCUUCAUGGGUUGCACAUACACGAGUGUGGUGACAUUUCACAAGGGUGUGACAGUGUGGGAGGGCACUUCAAUCCUCGAAACACUCGACACGGCAGCCCUGACGAUGAAGAGAGUGAACGUCAUGCUGGAGAUCUUGGUAACAUCACUGCUGGGCCAGAUGGUCGAGCAACAUUUCGUCUAAUGGACAAAGUUAUCAAACUAUGGGAUAUAAUUGGUCGUUCAGUGGUAGUGACAGAUGGACCUGACGAUCUUGGACGAGGAAAUCACCCACAGUCUUUACAGGAUGGUAAUGCUGGUCAGAGGGUGGCAUGUGGGAUCAUUGCUCGCUCUGCUGGCAUGUUUGAGAACUCAAAGAGGAUCUGUGCAUGUGAUGGUGUGACUCUGUGGGAUGAAAGAGAGAAACCUCUAGCUGGACCCAGUCGGCAAACCAACAUUCCAGCAAAUAACCUAUGAAACAUGUGGUCUGACAAAGUUUAUGAAUUUUUGCUGUAUUGACUUCUGUUGUAAAUAAUACACUGAUUUUACGAUAUUAUAUGUGAUAUGGUAGCAAAGUA